AUGAAUCACGAAGAGUUUUUCAGCGAGUUUUUUGCAUUAUUCAUGUGGCUUCAAAUUCCCUCACCACUUGAUAUGAAUAUCAAGUAUUGGAAUGAACGGUUACAUUGCUUGCUGAGACUCUGUAAAUUAGUCUUUCCUUAUAUAACCCCACAAAAAAAUGACGAUAUUUCAAAAAUCUCGAAAGAAUUCGAGGAUAUUUUUUUAUGUUUUGAAAACAAAAUAAAAAACCCUCGGGGACUGAAACUUUUUACUUACAACCCUCUUUAUUUUCUUAUUGAUAUCAAGCAUAAAAAUAAAGAAAAUGAAGUAUCAAUUACGGAUUGUGGGAAGUUUUAUGACUUGGAUGUUGUGCAUCAGAAAAUUUCACAAUUCCUUAUUACAUAUAUCUGCGAGCUUAUUUCGAAAGUCGAUCAGGUUGGGAGAGAUAAUCCGGAUGUAGUUUACAGUCAGGAUUCAACAUCACCACCACUUCUGUUCCAACGCCUGAAACUGGCAAGACUCCAAUAUACUGUGGUGCGACAGUUGGAUGUGUUGUGCCGUUAUGGGCUUCUUAGUGAAGAAAGUAAAGAAUUCCUUGCUUCACAAAAAUGGUGGGCUGAGAAUCUGGUUAAAUGUCAUAUGUGCUAUCAAUCACCACACAUAAGCUGCCCAGAAGUUACUUACAUCGCUCUUACCAAACCUUCCAUUCACUUUCGUGAUGGUCAUAUUAAUGCAGCUUACAAGACAUGGUUAUUUAAUGAGUCAAAGAAUGCUAGCGACUUUGAAAUUAUAUUAAAAUGUAUGUACGUUAUACAGCAACUUAAAGACAAAACGGUUAUUGAUGAGUUUAAUCGUGAGAUGUCGAAAACAAAAUUACUUUCACACCCUAAUGACUUAGCCGUGGGUUUUGAAUAUUACUGUGGAAAUUAUCAAGCAAUUCCAGUUGGAAGAAGUCUUUCGCAAUUUUUCUUAUUUCUUUAUACUAAUAAAGUGAUACCCGCGAUCAUAAGCUCAAGGACGUUUAUUAAUUAUGCCAUAAAAAAUAUUGAACAAAUCAAUCUGACUUCAUCCGAUGCUCUUGGAGAUCUCAUAUCUCUCAUGGAAUUUACAACGUCUUUAAUUUUCGCAGUUGGACAAGUGCAUUGCGAUAUUUGUCUUCCUCGAAGUUUUUUGACUGAUUACUUUGACGCAUUUACCGCGAAACCGCUCAUUCCUGAUCGAUAUACUUACAGCAGAAAGAACUAUCUGUUUGCUAUCAAUAAUUCCAUCGAUCAAGUUCGAAAUCUUCUUGAUCUGUUGUUUUCUAAGCAGAAGAUUUACUUAACAAUUAUCCUCCGACUGAUACGGCUUUUGGUUCUUAUCGGUCUAAAUGAAUCCAAUUUUGUGCAGGAGAUCCUUUAUCUUUUUAAGCAAACUUUUAGCAAAAACAAAAUCUAUUCUACAAAAAUCCAGAAAUACCUAGAAGAAACCAAUUUUGUAAGACUUGUGGAAAUACUUUAUAGAGAUCUCAGGGAGGAACGUUAUGAUUCCUUAGUUAUCGUUCACCACAAAAAUAUAAGCAUAUCGAAAUUUGCUUGCUUCGAAAAUUUUGGUGUCAAAAGCUUUACUUACAAUUCUAUUGAGGAUUUCCGUUCGUCCCUUCGAAAUAUAUCUUCCUCUACCAGAAUUCCGGGCCAAUUUGAAAGUUAA
This is a messenger RNA of Funneliformis caledonium, 1668 nucleotides long. The record is from the annotation of a GenBank genome assembly. Lineage: Eukaryota; Fungi; Glomeromycota; Glomeromycetes; Glomerales; Glomeraceae.